This is a messenger RNA of Pteronotus mesoamericanus, 2389 nucleotides long. RefSeq names its product zinc finger and BTB domain containing 7A (gene ZBTB7A). Gene Ontology annotation, biological process: regulation of transcription by RNA polymerase II. Bases 271 to 2037 code for a protein of 588 amino acids. NCBI's taxonomy places the organism in Eukaryota, Metazoa, Chordata, Mammalia, Chiroptera, Mormoopidae. Gene Ontology annotation, molecular function: DNA-binding transcription factor activity, RNA polymerase II-specific; RNA polymerase II cis-regulatory region sequence-specific DNA binding; protein binding. The transcript has 3 exons. The record is from RefSeq and is a predicted model, not a curated record.
GGGAGGACCCCUUUUGCCCUCGGAGAAACCAGGAAGGGAGUCGCGAGCAUCAUACGGGGCUUUGGCUGUACUGUACAGUUACUGUAGGGGCAGUGACGCCGCCGCCGCCGGAGCGAGGGAGAGACGAAGGGAGGGCGAGCGAGGGGGAGAGCGAGACGCGGACCCCGGAGGCGAGCGGCUGAGGAGCCUAGUCCCAACUCCGGGCCCCGGCCCCGUGCGCCCCGGCCCGGCCCGGCCCCGGCCCGGCCCCGCGAGGUCUCGGCGCGGAAGAUGGCUGGCGGCGUGGACGGCCCCAUUGGGAUUCCGUUCCCCGACCACAGCAGUGACAUUCUGAGUGGGCUCAACGAGCAGCGAACGCAAGGCCUGCUGUGUGACGUGGUGAUCCUGGUAGAGGGCCGAGAGUUUCCCACACACCGCUCAGUGCUGGCGGCCUGCAGCCAGUAUUUCAAGAAGCUGUUCACGUCGGGCGCCGUGGUAGACCAGCAGAACGUGUACGAGAUCGACUUCGUCAGUGCCGAGGCGCUCACGGCCCUCAUGGACUUUGCCUAUACAGCCACACUGACUGUCAGCACAGCCAACGUGGGUGACAUCCUCAGCGCCGCCCGACUGUUGGAGAUCCCUGCCGUGAGCCACGUCUGUGCCGACCUCCUUGACAGGCAGAUCCUGGCGGCUGAUGUGAGCACCGACACCGGGCAGCUGGACAUGGUAGAUCAAAUUGAUCAGCGAAACCUCCUCCGCGCCAAGGAGUACCUCGAGUUCUUCCAGAGCAACCCCAUGAACAGUCUGCCCUCCACUGCAGCUGCCGUCGCCGCCAACUUCGCGUGGCCUGCUUUUGGCACAUCCGAUGAUGACCUGGAUGCCACCAAGGAGGCCAUGGCCGCCGCUGUGGCUGCCGUGGCUGCUGGUGACUGCAAUGGCUUGGACUUUUACGGGCCUGGCCCCCCAGCCGAACGGCCUCCAGCCGGGGAUGGAGACGAGGGCGACAGCAACCCGGGUCUGUGGCCAGAGAGGGACGAGGACACCUCUGCUGGGGGUCUCUUUCCACCCACUGUGGCCCCAACAGCUGCUGCCACGCAGAACGGCCACUAUGGCCGGGGUGGGGAGGAGGAGGUGGCCUCCCUGUCAGAGGCAGCCCCAGAGCCAGGAGACUCUCCCGGCUUCCUGUCAGGAACAGCUGAGGGUGAGGACGGCGAUGGGACUGACGCAGACGGGCUUGCGGCCAGCACACUGCUGCAACAGAUGAUGUCGUCGGUGGGCCGGGCAGGGUCGGCAGCAGCGGGGGACAGCGAUGAGGAAUCGAGGGCAGACGACAAGGGUGUCGUGGACUACUACCUGAAGUACUUCAGUGGUACCCAUGACAGUGAUGUCUACCCAGCUUGGUCACAGAAGGUGGAGAAGAAGAUCCGGGCUAAGGCCUUCCAGAAGUGCCCCAUCUGUGAGAAGGUCAUCCAGGGCGCUGGCAAGCUGCCACGGCAUAUCCGGACCCACACCGGUGAGAAGCCCUACGAGUGCAACAUCUGCAAGGUCCGAUUCACCAGGCAGGACAAGCUCAAGGUGCACAUGAGGAAGCACACAGGUGAGAAGCCAUACCUGUGCCAGCAGUGCGGGGCGGCCUUCGCCCACAACUAUGACCUGAAAAACCACAUGCGUGUGCACACUGGCCUGCGGCCCUACCAGUGCGACAGCUGCUGCAAGACCUUCGUCCGUUCCGACCACCUGCACAGACACCUCAAGAAGGACGGCUGCAAUGGUGUUCCUUCACGCCGUGGCCGCAAACCCCGUGUCCGAGGCGGGGGGCUUGGGGGACCCGACCCUGGCCCCGGGGCCGCUGCGCCGCCCAGCGCCCCCGCCCCACCCGGCUCCCCUGAGGCCCGGCGCAAUGGCCAGGAGAAGCACUUUAAGGACGAGGACGAGGACGAGGAAGAGGCCAGCCCUGAUAGCCUGGGCAGGUUGAAUGUAGCAGGCGCUGGCAGAGGGGGUGGCGACGGGGCCACUGGGACCCCUGCCGAUGGCAGCUUUGCAGCUGGACUCGCCUGAAAACCAAAAAGAGAAAACAGAAACCCGAGAGACAGAAAGAGAGAGAGAAAUCACCCACCACCCCCCAAAAAACAUACAAAAAGAAAAUCUAUCUAUAUACAGAUAUCUAUAUCGAGAUAUAUAUAUAUACAGAUAUAUAUAUAUAUAUGAAGCGUCACAGAAUCUAGGAUAGUGCUUUUCUCAGAUUUUUCUCUUUCAUGAUGUUCUCUCCCUCCAUGGGGACUCUUGCCCUCCACCCCCCAGCUCCCCUUCCCCCCACCCCAGCAGUGGGUUUUGGGGCUUGGCUUGGGGUUUGUGGGACACAAGGGUUCUGAGUUCCCUCCUCCCCCUGGGCACUCCCAGCAUGGGGUCU